AUGGAAUUUGGAGACAUCUUGAAGGUGAUCGGGGAAUUCGGGUGGUUCCAGAAAUGGCUAGUUCUCCUGCUCUGUAUUCCGAAUUUCCUCACAGCCUUCCACUUGUUCGGCCAAGUGUUCAUUGUCAGGGACGUCCCUCACUAUUGCGACACGAGCUGGAUCCGCAAGCUUGACUUGAACCUAACCAAAGAGCAGGAGCUGAACUUGACCAUUCCUAGAAAGCCCGAUGGAUCUCUUGAGGAAUGCUGUAUGUUUACUCCUGUGCAAGGGAGCCUUCAAUCGCUUCAACUCAAUUCCACAGAAAAAUGCCGAGACGGUUGGGUGUAUCCCGAAGAGCAUCCGCCGACAUUGCUAACCGAGUUCAACUUGGUCUGUGAGCGAAAAAACUUAAACGACAUCUCUCAGUCCAUUUUCAUGGCGGGCGUUCUCGCCGGAGCUCUGGUCUUCGGGCCGCUGAGUGACAGGAUCGGGAGCCGAAACACGAUCUUGCUCACCCUUCUCUUGAUGGGCUCCUUUGGCGUCGGGGCGGGCUUUGCGCCCAAUUUGUACGUCUACAUCGCCUUGAGGUCCAUUGUGGGUUCUGCUUUUGCUGGAUUCAGUAUAAGCAUGACGGCUUUAGGUACUGAGUGGGUGGGGGCUUCCUACCGCCCCGUUGUGAUAGUCAUGGCUCACUGCACCAACGCCAUGGGGCAGAUGGCCUUGGCCGGCUUGGCGUACAGCAUCCGGGACUGGAGGCACUAUCAGUUUGCUGGCUCUGCGCCUGCGUUCUGUCUCUUUUUUUAUAUUUGGGGCCUCCCCAGUUCUGCCCGAUGGCUUCUGACAAGAGGGAAGAUAGAGGAAGCCAAAAAAGAGAUUCAAAGGGCGGCGUCAAUCAACAAACGAAGCAUCCCGGAAGAAUUACUCAAUCAGCUGGCUCCCCCAAAGAAGGGCAGAUCUGGAAGUAUCUUGGAUCUUUUUAAGAAGCCAUAUCUCAGAAAAAUCACUUUGAUUGUGGCUUGGCUCUGGUUUGUGGACAGUCUCGUGUACUACGGAAUGAGCCUUCAUGUUGGGAAUUUCGGCCUGGACAUCUACACGACCCAGCUUGUGUUUGGAGCCGUCGAAAUACCAGCACGUGCCUCCUGCAUCUUUCUGCUGGAGUGGAUGGGGAGGAAGAAAUGCCAGGCUGGUUGGCUUCUCCUGGCAGGAGUCGUAUGCAUGAUCAUCCCUGCUGUUCCAAAAACCUUUCCCGUCGCCGUGACCGUGCUGGCUGUUAUCGGGAAGGCCUCUCUUUCGGCCUCCUUCUCGACCACUUAUGUGUUCUCUGCAGAGAUAUUUCCCACAGUUCUCCGGCAGACCUGCUUAGGUUUGUGCUCCAUGUCGGCCAGAAUCGGCGGCAUCCUCGCCCCAUUGGCCGGCCUUCUGGACGAGAUCCACCCUGCAAUUUCGAUGGUGCUCUUUGGAGGCAUGGCGUUGGCCGGGGGGAUCCUCUGCUUCUUUCUGCCUGAGACACGGAACAGAGAUCUCCAGGACGACACGGCAGUGUCUCCAUCCAGCCAGCGAUCCAGCAAGACAGUCAAUGGUGUCUUUGAAAAUCGACCAGUGGAAGAGAAAGAUAGAAGCUGGAUCAGGGAAACCACCAAGAAUACGUUCCUGUAG
This is a messenger RNA of Gekko japonicus, 1635 nucleotides long. RefSeq names its product solute carrier family 22 member 13-like. NCBI's taxonomy places the organism in Eukaryota, Metazoa, Chordata, Lepidosauria, Squamata, Gekkonidae. Gene Ontology annotation, molecular function: transmembrane transporter activity. Gene Ontology annotation, cellular component: membrane. The record is from RefSeq and is a predicted model, not a curated record. The transcript is spliced from 10 exons. The coding region runs from base 1 to 1635 and encodes 544 amino acids. Gene Ontology annotation, biological process: transmembrane transport.